Molecule: messenger RNA, 1595 nt
Organism: Coregonus clupeaformis (lake whitefish)
Lineage: Eukaryota; Metazoa; Chordata; Actinopteri; Salmoniformes; Salmonidae
Gene: sumo3a
Product: small ubiquitin like modifier 3a
Exons: 4
Coding region: 122-406 (94 amino acids)
Biological process (GO): protein sumoylation
Cellular component (GO): nucleus
Molecular function (GO): protein tag activity; ubiquitin-like protein ligase binding
Source: RefSeq, a predicted model, not a curated record
GAGACCAAAGCGCGUUCCCGUGUUUGCGGAGGAGAAGAGCAGAUAGCUUAAAGAGGUGCAAACGAAAACACGUCCAAAAUUACAUUUGAACCCGCAAAUCCUUUAAAGAAAACCCAUCAAAAUGUCGGAGGAGAAACCAAAGGAGGGCGUGAAGACUGAGAACGACCACAUUAACUUAAAGGUAGCGGGUCAGGAUGGCUCGGUGGUUCAAUUCAAAAUCAAGAGACACACACCGCUCAGCAAACUGAUGAAGGCCUACUGCGAACGUCAGGGGCUCUCGAUAAGGCAGAUCAGGUUCAGGUUUGACGGACAGCCAAUCAACGAGACAGACACACCUUCACAGCUGGAGAUGGAGGAUGAAGACACCAUAGAUGUUUUCCAACAGCAGACAGGCGGUCUCUGCUAAGCCCCUCCCGUUACAGUGAUUGACAUACCCAAACCAUGCCCACUGCUCCUCUCCUCCAGUCACUCUUCGGCCUCUGUGUUCACUUGUGUUUUUUUUUUGUCUGUCGCAGUUUUGUCCUGAGGGGUGGGAGUGGGGAUGAAUUUGCCCCUUAGACACUGAUUUAAGGUCAGUUAUUAGUUUACCCCAUAUUGGAUGAGGUUAAGUUUAGGAGACGGUGAGCUGAUCUGUGGUAAGGGGCAACUUCUACUUUGAGGCUUCCCCAUUGUCUGUGUUUCCUUGUUCUUAUUUUAAAAUAUGUCUGGCGCGGUUUUGGAUGGGGUGGGGGGGGGGCUCCCCUCAAAUGUCUGUCUUAGUCAAGAUUUAACUCUUGAAUGGUCUUGGACAGCUUCCGGGUCUUUCCAAUGUUAAAAACGAUGAGUUUUGAUCUAGAAACAAUCCCUACCCCUAAGCCACUUGUGUAGUGUUUUGUAUUUAUCCAACACCUCGAAUCUACAAGAAGUGCCUAGGGGUUAGUGGGUGGCUUCUGGACCCUUCCAAUGGUUUGACAUGGGGGAAGCCCUGGUUUAUUCGAGGGUGAAAACCAAGGGUGCAUCUCGAAAGUCUUAGGUUGCCUCCAAUCCUUCAUUUGGCACCGAUCUGAACAUUCAGGCUAAGGUGGAUGCCAACCAUGGAAUGAGCUUUCACCUGUCCAGUUCUUUAGUGUCAGUUUUACAAGAAUGAAAGAAAGGAGUCUCCUUGUCACAAGGAAGCUAUUUUUACUGGUGAGAUGCACCCCUAGUUUUUUUAUUAUUAUAUUUUUUUUUUUUUGAGGGCAGUCAAAAGGGAAUAUUCCCUGAUACCAUAUACGGGAUAAUUUAUCUUAAUUUUUUCAGUGGUCAGUUCUUACAGCAACCCUGUCAGUGAAUCUGUUUUUGGGUGGGGGUGUAAGUUGGGAGGGAGAAGUCAUCCUUAAACACUGAUACCGGGUCAGAUAUUUUGCAUCCCCCUAAUGGUUAAUGUUUUGGGGGUUAAGGUUGUCUGAUCCUAGAUCUGUGGUUGGGGUCUACUUCUACUUGGAGGGUAAGGAGGGGGUGGUUAUGGUCUUUACCCACAAGUUUUGUCAUAUGGUAUUUGUUUGGUUUCUCUACUGAUUUGUACAUUGUUUGGCGUCUUUUACUACUGUAAACAAUAAAUAUAGUUUGGUACUCAG